AUGGCCAACUCCACAAGCCUUUGCAACUGGUGGCACGUCACUUGCGACUUGGCUGGGCACAUCAGACAGCUCAUGCUUAUCGAGACAAGUCUGAAUGGCACACUUGAUGACUUCGACUUCCCCGCCUUUCCCCACAUGGAGAAACUCAUCCUGUACGACGUUGGUCUAUAUGGCACAAUUCCAGCGGGGAUUGGCAACCUCACGAGUUUGGUUGUGUUGGACCUCAGCAGAAACCCAUAUUUGAGAGGCGCCAUUCCUCGCAGCAUUGGCCAGCUGAUGCACCUUGGUUUACUGCGAUUGAGAUAUUUGAAACUUGAUAGCACGCUACCUGAAGAGAUUGGUAACCUGACGAGCUUGGACGAGCUCGAUCUGUUGGUUACUUUGACCGGGUCAAUCCCACCAACAAUUGGGUUGCUCGUGAAGCUCCGGAAGCUUAUCCUGCGAAACAAUAAGCUGACAGGGAGAAUCCCGCUGGAGAUUGGAAACAUGACAGAACUGCAGUCCAUAGAGCUGGAUGGUAACCAUUUGGAAGGGCAGCUGCCAGGUACCAUCACUCAUCUGAGAAAACUCAGGUAUUUGUAUCUGUCAGAAAACCAACUUGGAGGCCACAUCUUCCCAGAGCUUGGGAAUAGCAGUCUCCUGGAUGAGGUCGAGAUUGCAAAGAAUAACUUCUUUGGGGUGUUCCCGCCAUCCAUUUGCGCAGGAGGUGCACUGAAAUUUCUCAUUGCUGGAUAUAAUGGAUUUACUGGCAUUCACCAUCAGACCUUUAAAAACUGCACAUCCUUGCACAAUGUUGACUUCACGGCAAACAACAUUGUUGCAGAGUUAAGGGACUGUUUUCAUGAGCAUCUUGGACAGCUUCAGGCAAUGGAUUUCAGUGAAAACCAGUUCUAUGGCACGGUUCUGACAGAUUGGGGCGAGGUAUUCCUUUGCAUGGCGGGUAUCGACUUAUCUGGCAACUUUCUUUCACAAGAGAUCCCACAUGGGCUCACAACGCUUCUUGGAAUCAGGUACCUGAACUUAUCAGGAAAUCAUUUGUCAGGUCGUAUUCCCAAAGACAUUGGCAAUCUGGUACUGCUGGAAUCCUUGGACCUUUCUCGGAACCAACUAUCAGGGGAAAUUCCUCCAAGCUUUGCAGAUUUGAAGACCAUAAGCGUCCUGAACCUCUCGAGCAACAGUUUAUCAGGGAGGAUACCUACGGGCAAUCAGUUGCAGACACUCGUAGAUCCUUCAAUAUACAGCAAUAAUCCUGGGCUGUGCGGGUUUCCGUUGGAAGACUGUGUAAACUCGUCGACACCUACGCAAAUCGAAGAGAGGCAGGCUGAAGAUAGAGAGACAUUGUGGUUGUGUUGCUUUGUGGCUGCUGGGUUCAGCUUUGGGUUCUGGCUGUACUGGGGCAUGUUCAUGUUUCGCAGCGAGACAUGGAGAUUUGCGUUCUAUCAGUAUGUGGACAACAUGCAAGCCAUGGUAACCAAGAAGAUAUAUAGCUGCAUGUCGCACUUUCAGGUCAACGGCGCUGAAUGA
Messenger RNA from Aegilops tauschii subsp. strangulata, 1524 nucleotides. Lineage: Eukaryota; Viridiplantae; Streptophyta; Magnoliopsida; Poales; Poaceae. The record is from RefSeq and is a predicted model, not a curated record.